AUGCUAGUCGGUGAUAUAUCAUUUUUGUAUUAUCCGCUAAUCGUCUUGAUAGGGUUGUAUUUGGGGAUUUUAUUUAUUAUAAAUAAGAUUCCUAAUAUUACUGUCAAGGCAUUAGGAUGGUUGGCCAUUAAUCAUGUCACUAUAGGAACAAAUAAGGGUCAAAUUUAUAUACGGAAAGUGAAGUUUAAAAUUAAUGUAUUCAGAAGCAGAAAUUCACCAUUAAAAUUAUUCAACCUUGAGUUAUAUGAUAUGGAAAUAAAGGCAGCCAGAUUGGGGUCGGAACUACCCGAGAAGGACCCCUUCCCUGGUGAUCAUAGUGUUCUUGAUUCAGAUAUUUCAACCAUUUUAACAUUUUGCAUACCGAACCGGUUAUACGAAAUACUUUUCAGACGGAGAGUGCUCAAUCGAUUUAACUUACAUCUUUAUAGAACAUCUGUACAGCUUCAAGGAAUGGAUGACCUGAUGAAAGCAUUUUUUGAUUAUGCCAGGCUUGAAAGUAUCUUUGGUUUAGAAGAGAAGAGCAGGUUUGUUGUAACGAUCAUCAAUGGUUAUGUUCAGAAGAAGGAACAACCCAGCGAAUCAAGUCACUUCAAAUUUAUUAGAAAUGUGGAGUUUUGUAUAAGUUGUGAUACGAUUUUAAGUUGCUUGGUUGAUGUACCCAACAAAUUGUAUGUCAAACUAGGAAAUUCUGAACUUUCAUUGUCAUUGGGAAAGAUGUCGUUACCCAUAGAUACAUUAAUGUUAUUCCAAAAGGAAUAUGGGACGAACAAGAACCGAUCAAAACAGCAAAAUAAAACCAGCAUACUUAAGUUGAGUGAAAACUUCCUUGAAGUUUUCUCAAGUUUAGAUAUUAAGUUGGAGGAUUUUAAUGUGACCUACCAAGAGAUCAAGGUUCAGGUUUCAAAUUUACAAAUGCUAAUAUCAAAUAAACAUCUUCUACGUUACGAUGAGAAAAACCUUAUGGAUUUACUGUUUUUUUUAACAUCUUAUAGGCUAUUCCAUAGAGGUGAUAAGUCUGUUGAAAUUCCUUCCGCUGCAUUUAAAUGUACUUUUGAACCGUUGGAAUUUCUAGAAACAAUUUUACAAAUGAAGGAUGGAUCUACUAACUUGCUGCAAGCAAAUAAAAAAUUGAAUUUUGAGUCAUCAUUGACUAUCACAAAGCCUAGCGUUGAUAUUUACUAUGAUCAAAUAGGCCUAUUAUUCCAAUCACCGAUUCCACAUAAAGGUGAUAAAAGUAAACUUAAACCCGCGAUCAAUUAUCUUGAUAUCUUGAGAAAUAUUCGAAAAGUAUCGAAUAAGAUUCUUAUUAUUGACACAACUGUUAAUUUUCAUUUACCGAAGCUUGGUAACAAUGAAUUCCAUAGAGGCUCAAUUCUGAAUAUUAUUGUUUCGUGUACCUUAUUAUCAUUUUAUCAUAAAUUUUUCACAAAGAAUUUAAAGAAACAUCUACAUAAGGGAUCGGAAGGGCUUCAUAAAUGCAGUAUUGAUGGCUAUUUUAAACUCAAGUCUUUGAAAAUUGACGUAGUUGAUAAUCUAAUUCAAUUGUCGAAGGUUAAUUUAUUGAUAUCUUACAAUAUUUUCGAAAAACAGAUGUCAAUCAAGCUAAUUAACAAGGACAUUAAACUUAAAUCUAUUAACGAUAUUAUUUUUCAGUUAGUUCGAAGGUACCGGAACCAAAUUAUCCUGAACCAUAAUAAAGCAUACGCUUCAUUUGAUGAAAAUAUUCAAAGAAGAAGGCUGUCACACCAAAUUGAACCCGAAGGUACAAAUGAAGAAAACUACUUGGAAUUAUUCAACAUUAUACCGUCAUUUAUUUCAUCGUUUAAAUUCACCAGUUCGAAUAUUCAAGCUGAUAUUGCUUGUAAAGAUGGAUUGCCGGAUCAAAUCGUGUUUGAUGAACUUCUUCAAGACGAAGUAAAUUUAGGUGGUUUUAGAAGAGGAGUUUCUAUUAAAUUAAGUGACAUAGAAUUUUCCUAUAAGUAUUUGAGAGAGGAAAUUUCUUCUUCUGUUCGUUCCAUUCAAUGCUUUACUGUAAGUGAAUAUGCCAACGAGUUAGACGUGGAUUCUGACAUUGAUGAUUACAAUUCUAGUGACGUUGAUUUCAGUGACAUGUCAAGUUUGGAUUCAGAGAAUUCUAUGAAUAUAGACACAGAAGAGAUCAAGAGGGUUAAAAGGGUUUUAAAUGUCACUGAUGUUUUAAUCAGAAAUUUCAGUACGGAUAAAGAAAGUGAAAAAGAGAGAGAUAUUAAUCAUCUCUACCUUCACAUUACUGCUAUUGAUGGCCACUUAGAUAAUUUCUUAGUAUGGUGCUCGUUCUAUGCUGUGAGCUUGAUCAAAUAUUUUGCUCCGACUAUCCAAAAGGAUUACACGAAGGAGGAAAUAUCAGAAAUUAAAGGUCCAUCAAGAAAAUUGAAACUUGAUGUUUUUAUCGAUUCUGCAGCUGUAAUUGCAAGAUUACCUAACAAGGUCGAUAUCCUUUUGGAAUUUGAUACAGUGAAAAUGAAAAACAUACUCAUUGCAAAAGCUGCAAGCUUUGCUUUUGCUAGACUUUAUGUUGUUCAUCCGAGUACAAAAUUAUGGACGAGGCUAUUGACUAUCAAGGAAUCUAUAUUUAGAUACAAUAGUAUCCUCACUGAUGAUCAAGGAAAGUUUGAAACUAUUGCUGAAUGUAUUAGAUUGAAUAUCCCACACCAAUUCCUAUUUUAUACGGUGAUUGAUAAUAUAAUCACUUUCGUUAAAUCAGCUAAACAAAUUCAGUAUAAUUUCGACAAUUUGUAUUCCAAAAUUGAUGACUUUAAACGUAUUAUGCCACAUGAAAAGCGUACAACUAAUAUCCCAAAAGUAGUUGUAAAGUCAAAAAUUUUUGGUAUCACUUUGGAGAAUGAUUUAUUUGAAAAUGAACUUUCAUAUAUUUACGAAUUAGGAUUAAUUGAACAAAAAGCAAGGUUGAAAAAACUUAAACUAUUCGAAGCAAAAGUGGACAAGAUUAUAGCAAAUACCAAGCCAUCGAUAGAUGAUAAGGUUAAAUUGACUAAUAAAGAACCUACUCGACGUAGAUUCGUUUCAUCUACUGGUGGUUUUUCAUCUAACCCAAAGACAAAUAGCCCACUCAGGAAAAUGUUUAGUGAAUCAGGAUUUCAUCUGCAUUCACAUCUGCAUUUGCCGUUCAGGGAUAAAUUUCAUAAACAAAGAAAUGAUGGUUUGUCCAAUUUUGAAGAAGAUGAUCAAUCAUGGUUGUAUACAAAUGACCAAGAGGCUAACAUAAAAAUAAACAAUGCAAAAGAAAUUCUUGAAAAACAAUUUGCAACAUCAUGGAUAAAAAAAUAUAAAAAGUUUCGUAGCUUUAAAAUUAAUACUUGGAGUAAAAGAGCCAGUAGUGCUUGGGGUGAGGAACACAUUAAUCCUAGAAUUGCUGAAAAGUUUAAUAUUUUAAGUUAUGCGUCUGGUCCGCAUAUGAUGUGUGGUUACUUUAGGGACGUUGAUCUCACUAUUGAUCAAGCAAGAAUAUGUGACGUGGACGAUUUCAUUUAUAAAUAUGGGAAGAAACAACCUCGACUUGAUUACUCAAUUUUAAUACCAUUAUUUAUAUCGCUUAAAAGUUCAUCUUUGUACGUGAUGUUGAGAGAUUACCCUUUGCCGCUACUUUCUUUUCCAUCGAAUAAGAAUCCAAAUAAACCAACAAUCAAUUUUUCAGGAAAUUUUGUGAUUAAUGAAAGAUUAGUUCAGGCUAGAGAUGAAAUGAGAUUUAUUUUUGUACCGUUUUCUCCUGCUGCAGUGGCAUCGAAUGACGAAUCUGAUAACUUUUAUUCCGUGUUUGUCCCUAGAACUCUUACUCCGGUAAAAGUGAUUCUCGAUAUGCAAUGUGAUUUAGACACAGAUAGGCCAUGUAUGAUAACAUGGUGCAAAGCGUAUUCAGCUGGACUACUGGCAGCACUGGCUGCAUUCGAUAAAUUUACUAAACCCAAAAUUGAUUACAGUCCAAUUGGUUGGUGGGAUAAAAUUGCAUUAUUAGUACACGGAAAAGUUAUAUUCAAUAUAGCCAAUGAAUUAUGCCUUCACAUGAAAGCAUCCACAAGUCCAUAUGAGCUUAUAGGAAGGUCAGCAGGGUUUGUGUUUUGUUGGAAGAACAAUGUUAGUUUGAGAUUUAAUAAUAAUGGAAAGUGUGAGGAGCUAAUAAUGUUGGAUAGUGAUGAUUUUGUUCUUGCAAUCCCUAGUUAUUCAUUAGCAGAGAGAAAGUCGUGGAAUUUGUUUUAUGAACAUCAUAAUAUCUAUUCAGAAGAAAAUGAUGCAGACUCGAAAAGGUUUAAAAAGAAAGUGAUGCUGUUAACUUCUUCAGAUAGAGUUAGAUGGGUUUUGGGUGUUGUGUUUGAAAGAAAUAAAAAUAGGACUAAUGAUUUAUCUGAUCAGCAGCCAAGAACAUCCACAUUUAAAGCUCAUUAUGACGUUCGUGUAACAUCGUCUGACGUGGACUCGUAUGAAGACUACCGUUCUGAUUAUAUACAUAUUGCGCUAUCUGUGGUAUCGAAAUCAUCAUCAGGAACUAGUUAUAAUGCAGCAUAUUUUACACCAUUGAUAUUCCACUACUUCUUUCACUGGUGGGAUACGUUGACAAAACACACAUCUUUGCCGAUCAAAAAGGGACGACUUUUUUCGCAAGAACCAGUUGAUAUAACACAUGUGAAGAUGGGAACCCAUGUUUUUACGGUUAAAUAUCAAUUGGUUUUUGAACCAAUCUCAAUAUCUCAUCUUUAUAUUCAUUCGUCAAGUGGUGAAUUAGAUCAACAGAAUAAAACAGCUUUUACUGGUCUCAAGGGAAAAUUCUCAACUUGUGCAAUUGAUUUACACCAGAGAAAGGAACAGAUUAGAUACGUUAAUGAAAAAUUGAAUAUCAAUAAUAAGAUCUUGCAUCUCAAGAUGAACGAAGGUGGGGUAAAUAUAGAUGAUGCUGACAUUAGAUUUGUAAAUGCAAUAUUCAAUGAGAAGUCAGUCAGAGGAUACUUAGCAACGUUUAUGAAAGACUCAAAUAGUACAGACUCACCUGCCACACCGUCGCUGAAGUCACUGAAUGGCGAUUUUAAUACUUUUAGCGAUUGGAUUGAAAAUGUAGACAUAUUUGAUAAUGACAAUUCAUGGAUCGAUCCUGCUGAUUAUGUUGAAUUGCAUCAAACUGUACAGCCUUCAUCUUACCCCAGUAUUAGAAUAAUGCCGUUUUUCUUCAGUCCUAAAUUCACGUAUUUCAGAGAGUUUUCACUCCACGAGGAUGGACCAUUCCCAUUCGGUAAGGAGAAGUUUCAUAAUUGUGUAAUUGGCUUAGAAAAACCGGAAAGGACGCAAGCGAUUUUACUAGGUGAAAGAAAAAAGAACGUUGAAAGGGAGAUGCAGAUACACGAAGAGCUCCUUCCUGGAUUGGAACCUUUAGGUUCAUCGGAGGCUCUCAAUGAUAAUAUAGAGAGAAUUAAAGGAGACAUCAAGAUAUGUAAAGAGAAAUUGAACAUAAUAGAAUCGAUAAAGGAAAAUUUUCCAGAUAAGACUGAAAAUUCCGAUGUUGCAGAAAAUCUACCUAUUGACUCUCAUGAAUCAAUCGAACCUUCAAUUACGAAUCAUAAAUAUAAUGAUUAUAUGAAUGAAACGAAUACUGAACAUGCACCUGCAAGUGAAUUUCACAAUAGAUUUGUAAUUCACAACCCACAAUUAAAAUGGCACAAUGAUUUGAGAGAUUUAUUUAUGGAAUACAUUAAGAGAGUUGGUGAUAGAAAAUCCCAAGUAUACUUCAUGAGUAAAAAAGCUGUUGAUUUGGCGGAGGCUUUUAUUAAUACAAGAAGAGACGAUGAUGAAGCUGAGGAUGAAGAAAAAUCGAAUACGAAUGAUUCAGCCGAAAAGAUAUUUAGGAAAGAAUACAAAAGUGGCGAAGAAAUCAUGAAGAAUUUCAACCAGCAGCUUAAUGAAAUUCACAAUGAAGAUCAAGAAGUAGAGGAUAAAUAUUUGAUCAAACUUAUACAUCCACAGAUCCAAAUGGUGAGCGAGAAAGAUAUCAAUGCAUGUAUUUUAGUGACUUCAACAGAUGUGGAAUUGAGGAUAGUUUCAAUCAAUGUUAAGGGCAUGAAUGACGUGGUGAGUGAGAAUAAUGGCGUUGGUAAGUUAGUUGAAUCAAGAUAUGGUGUAUCGUUUAAAGAUUCACAUGUAUUUGCGUUCAAAAAAUCAGAAGAGUCUAUCACCGCUUCUGACGUACCGUAUGGCUCUAAAUUUUCUGAAGUUAAUUGGCCUCCAUGGUUGGAAACGGAGACCUGUUACGACAGCGCGUGGGCCAAGGACCAACUAGUUGUAGAGAGAACCUCAAUGUCAUUUUUGCUAAUGAAACCUAACCAUUUGGUAGCAAGUGAUAGCAAGGCAACAAUACAAAAUAACGAAAUUUCGUUACAUGUAACGAAACUAGUUAUUACAGCAAACUCUGAUCAAUACUCCUCUCUUUAUUAUGUGAUUACAGACCUUUUGCUGCAAGUAAACACACGAAGAGAUAAUUUACUUAACAAGUUAGAUAAAAUCGUUUCUUUAUCAGAUAUCAAAGAGUUUGAUGGGUUGAAUAUAAGAAUUAAGGGGUUGCAGGAUAAUAUAAGGACCUAUUUGGAUAUACUUUUGAAAUUGAACCAGAGGAAUGUUUUAUUGGAUAUUGAGGAAAAAGAACAAUUGAAGACAAUGGAAGUUGAAUUGGAGAGAAUGAAUAUUGAAUUAUUUGUUUUAAUGAACGGCUUAGGUGUUAAGAGCUCAAAGAAUCAGGUAAACAACAAAGAAACAUCAAGAUUGCUAACAGUCGAGGCGGAUCAGAUCAUUUGGCAUCUUUUAAACGAAGAUAAGAAACCAUUUAUUGAUUUUGCUUUAGCUAGAUGCAGAUUCAUUAGACUGGAUUCAGUCGAUGGAGCAAACAUGAACUUGGCAGAAGUAUUCAUGGCUCAAGGAUUCAAUUUACAGAGCGAUGCUAUGUAUCCAGAACUUUUGACGCCUCAUUUAGAUUUAAAUGAAAAUACAAUACCUGAUAGUAACAGAGAAAAACCUAUUUUGAGUACCACAUGGAAUAUGUUGAAUCACAUUGGUGGCAUACCUAUUAUGCAAGAUGCAAAAGUUGAGGUGCAGCCUUUGAAAGUUCAGUUGGAUUAUCAUACUACUAAAAAGCUUUUUGACUACUUGUUUCCUAAAGCUGAGGUCAGUGCUGAAGAUGAAAAAGACGAUAUACUUGAAUUUAACGAAGAAAUAAAGACUUAUGGAGAUACUAAAAAGCGUACGACCAAUCCGUUCAAGAAACUUAUGAAGAAAGAACGCAAUCAACUGGUUGAAAGUAUUCUCAAGGAUUCGGAUACCGUUGGAUCUAACAAUUCUGAUUUAGCAUCGAGUAGUGCUGUUUCAUCAUUAGAUGAUAUUAUAUUCAGAACUGACACUAAAGAUAGUUCCACUAAAUCGGUCAUAUCAGAUAGGAAUUCCACUGAUACCAAAAAAGAUAAUAUGGAUGAUAUUUCUAUUAUUAUGAACAGAUCUUCCAGGUAUGUGUCCAUUGUUAACCUUGAAAUAGCCAAAGUCCGGCUGUCGAUUAGUUUCAGCGCACCAAAACAUUUGAGUAUCCUCAAUGUUCACGAUCUAGGGUUAACUAUACCAACAUUAAGGUAUAGGAACAAAAUGUGGUCAGCAGAGGAAUUUGUACUUAAAUUGAAAAAGGAUAUUAUUAAGAUUAUAUUGAAUCAUACAGGAAAGAUCUUGGGUAACAAGUUCAAGCCAACGAAAAAGAAACCCAAGAUAGAACCUUUGAAGCAAAUAUCAAACUACGCCUCAUUUCUAACUUUGCAAGAUUUGCAGCUGAAAGAUGAAGAAGAGUUGGAAGAGCAAACCAUGCAACCGGAGGGUCCGAGCCUAAAUCUGAUUAGAAUUGACAACAAGGGUUCUAGGAUCAAACCUCAGUUGGAUACUAUAGUUGAUGAUAAUCCAGAGAAGGGCUCUACUUAG
Messenger RNA from Debaryomyces hansenii CBS767, 7989 nucleotides. RefSeq lists its product as uncharacterized. The transcript has a single exon. The record is from RefSeq and is a predicted model, not a curated record. The coding region runs from base 1 to 7989 and encodes 2662 amino acids. NCBI's taxonomy places the organism in Eukaryota, Fungi, Ascomycota, Pichiomycetes, Serinales, Debaryomycetaceae.